This is a messenger RNA of Aspergillus japonicus CBS 114.51, 730 nucleotides long. RefSeq lists its product as uncharacterized. The coding region runs from base 90 to 677 and encodes 195 amino acids. Lineage: Eukaryota; Fungi; Ascomycota; Eurotiomycetes; Eurotiales; Aspergillaceae. The transcript has a single exon. The record is from RefSeq and is a predicted model, not a curated record.
UCAGGUACCAUCUCAAUAAAGUUAUCGAUAAUCGAUUACCGCUAUCUAUCUUAUCACACCACACCACACCACACCACCACACAAACAAAAUGCAGCUCCAGAGCCUCCUCCUGACCACCCUCCUCUCCACCGCCGCCCUGGCCUCCCCUCAGGGCGGCGUCGUCUCCGACGUCGUCUCCGGCGCUGAGUCGGCCGCCACUGACGCCGUUGGCGCCGCCACCUCGCUGGCCAGCGCCGCCUCGACCGCCGGAGCCGCCGGCGCCUCGGACGUGACCUCGCUGGCUUCCUCGGUCGCCUCGGAGGCCACCAGCGCGGCCAGCGACGCCCGCUCCGCCGCCUCCAGCGCCGUCUCGAGCGCGCUCUCCGGCUCCUCGUCCGUCUGGCCCGCGUCCACCACGACGCUGACCGGCACCAACGGCUCCGCGACGGCCACCUCCACCAUCUCCGACAGCCUGACCCUGGCCAAGUCCACGUUCACCACCACCCACGACGGCACCACCUCCACCGGCACCACCACCUCCACCGGCACCGUCACCAACAUCGCCUCCGCCUCCUCCGCCUCCGCCUCCGCCUCCUCGUCGACCGGUGCCGCCGGCGCCCAGGCCACCCCCGCCGGUGUUCUGGGCUACGGAGUCGCCGGUGUCGCCGGUGUCCUCGGUGUGAUGGCUGCUUUGUAAGAUCCGUCCUUCAGGAUCAAGAGGAGUAGGGAUUGUGAGAUGGACUGAGUGGU